AUGGCAGCUGAAAUGAAGGCCUCGAUCCACCGUUUCCGCCUCCGCAGGCUGUCACCGUCUCCUGGGGCCGUCGGUCGGGCCCGAUCCGCUUCACCUCCAGUGUCUGCUGAUCAACGAGAAGCGCAAGCCCGUGGACAGUAUUAUACUUCUACUACUCAACAAGCAUCUGGCACUCGCACCUCAGGUGCAAAAACCACACCGCCAGCCUGUGAUCGAUGCCGCAGCUUUAAAAAGAAGUGUAGCCGUACCUUUCCUGUCUGCUCUCUUUGCGCCACUGCUGGUCAGCGGUGCUCGUAUACCAGCCCGACAGCCAACGCUGAGGCUCAGAUACACCAGUUGCGCUCUCGGGUAGAAUGGUUGAGCCAGUAUAUCGAUCAAAAUCUCCUGUCGCCGGGUCCACAGGGUAGGUUAGACGGGAUAGAGACAGGAGCUGAUUUGGUGAGUAUACUUGGUCGAGGGUCACAGAACGGUAUAGGGGCCAUCACAAAUCCAGAGAGCACAUCGCCUUAUAUUUCACGAGUAUUGGGCCCAAACACUCCUCCGCUAGAUGCAACUGCUGCCCUACCUCUACUACGCAGGCAUGAUGAAGCGCUGGCAGGACAGCAAAAUACUGAAAUACGUGUGGAAGAAAGGGAUCCGGGCAGUGUGCGAACCGCUAGUAGCCACUUCUCACCUUAUCAGGGGUCAACCGAGGGAUCAACCACGAGACGAAGGUUGAUCGCUCGGCAGGCUUUGCCUCCUGAUAUUGCACCGUGUCGCUUCGUCGAUGCCUUCUUCCGCCAUGUGAACAGAGCGUAUCCUUUUGUCGACCAGGCGAGAAUACGGCGAGAUCUUGAGACUCUAGGGGAUGCGUCUCCUGCGUAUCUAGAUCCGCCCAUGACAUUGCUGUAUCUCGUCAUGGCGAUUGGAUGCACGUCGCUCGUGCGGGCCGGGCAGAUCCCAAGCGACACAGCACGACAGUUUGAUGUAGUUUAUCCAGACGUCAUUCAAGAGUGCCUCUGCAGUGAGAGUAUUGAGUCGGUGCAGAUCCUUGUUCUGUUGGGAUUGUACUCCCUUUUUGAUCCGGCUGCAAUCUCUGCAUACUUCAUUGUUGGCAUCGCAGCACGACAGGCCAUGGUUAUCGGCCUUACUCGUCCGGACGAGAUGCCACGUACAGCAGUCGAGACUGAGCUCAGGCACCGGUUGUAUUGGAGCAUAUUUGUACUUGACCGCAUGAUGUCGGCGUCGCAGGGCCUUCCAGCAGCGUUGACGGACGAACAUGCUGAUGUUCCACUCCCGGGCCUCACGGUAGAAGAGUUUGCCGGUCCAGACAGGGCUACAUAUGCUCGCAAUCUGCAAACUAGUCGGCAUAUUAUUCAACUCAGACAACUAGAGUAUCGGAUCCUAAACACGGUACACUUUCAACGGAAUGCGGAAACCUCGCGCUUGGGUCCUGCAGACAGACGGGCAAUACUGAACAGCCUGCGGUCCGAAAUAGAAGAUUGGUAUAGCAACGGCUGCCUCAUGUCGCCGAUGGAAGCAGACAACCUACCCAUCCACAGUAGCGUCACCUGGAUGAGUGCACAGUAUUACCAUUUGCAUGUUUUUCUUUACUUCCCGAAUCACUUCAACAGUUCAGUCUCACCGCCAGCUGUUACUAGAAAAGAACAGCUUGAAUUUGCCAGCAAACAACUUCAAGCCAACUCGGCACUUCUUCAACAACGUCAGUUACCUUUGAACAGGGUCACGUUGAGUCGGCUACUGCCAGUGGGAUUGAUAUUGAUGUCUGGCUUUACAGCUGGUCAAGGGCGAACUCCCUUCGUAGCCCAGAACGACUUAAUUAUUCUUGUCACACUUCUCGAAGCGUUUCCACAAGGUUGGACGACGGCACGAGAGGCAGCCCAGAUACUGCAGCAAUUUGUGGAUAUUGUUACAGGACCAGGGGGCAUGGUUACAACGUUUUUUGGCACAGCAACUGGGGAGACGAUGGAAGAGUUGGUUAGGCCAUGUAUUGUCAGCUUCACGAAAUUACUGCACCAGUUCUUGGGUAAGGCGACAUGCUUUCAAUCGAUCGAGUAUUCUCAGGAGAUACAAGAUGUCGAUCGGAUGAGUCAAGUCGGCGUUGUAGCGCAGCAACAAUCAUCGGCUAAUGCAUUAUGGUUGGAUGGAGCGAAUCCAGAUGAUGCAGGCGUAAACGAGGAAUCGGUACUAGGAUAUGGAUGGGGCUCGUGGGAUCUUGAUUUCCUUUAG
Fusarium pseudograminearum CS3096 is the source of this 2229-nucleotide messenger RNA. RefSeq lists its product as uncharacterized. The record is from RefSeq and is a predicted model, not a curated record. Gene Ontology annotation, molecular function: zinc ion binding; DNA-binding transcription factor activity, RNA polymerase II-specific; sequence-specific DNA binding. Bases 1 to 2229 code for a protein of 742 amino acids. NCBI's taxonomy places the organism in Eukaryota, Fungi, Ascomycota, Sordariomycetes, Hypocreales, Nectriaceae. The transcript has a single exon. Gene Ontology annotation, biological process: positive regulation of transcription by RNA polymerase II; DNA-templated transcription.